Molecule: messenger RNA, 1016 nt
Organism: Corticium candelabrum
Lineage: Eukaryota; Metazoa; Porifera; Homoscleromorpha; Homosclerophorida; Plakinidae
Product: 3-mercaptopyruvate sulfurtransferase-like
Exons: 10
Coding region: 17-898 (293 amino acids)
Cellular component (GO): mitochondrion
Molecular function (GO): thiosulfate-cyanide sulfurtransferase activity
Source: RefSeq, a predicted model, not a curated record
CUUUGAAUUCAAUGUCAUGAUUCGUGCAACUACGUCUGCGCUUGUCUCAACUUCAUGGCUUUCUGCUCAAUUAAAAGACGGUUUAAAGAACCUCAGAAUAUUGGACGCAUCAUGGCAUAUGAAGCAGACUGGCCGCAAUGCUAGAGAAGAAUACCUGCAAAAGAGAAUUCCAACAGCUGGUUUCUUUGACAUUGAUGCUGUUGCUGAUAAGGAUGUUGAUCUUCCACACAUGCUGCCAGACACUCAUACGUUUGCAAGAGAAAUUGGAAAACUAGGAGUGUUGAACAAUCAUCACGUGGUUGUAUACGACAACAACGAAGCUGCCGGAAUAUUUUCCGCCACAAGACUUUGGUGGACUCUUAGAGUGUUUGGUCACGAUCAAGUGUCUGUACUAGAUGGCGGUUUACCUAAAUGGCAGAGGGAAGGUUUGCUGGUUGAGACGGGCCCACCGCUUGCAGUCAAAGAGCAAUUGUUUAUUGCUUCUUUUCGAUCUCAACUGGUCUGUGGUUUUGCUGAUAUUCAGAAAAAUAUUGACAAUCAGAAGAAUCAGGUUGUAGAUGCAAGGUCUCCUGGCAGAUUUGAAGGCACUGAACCCGAACCAAGAGCAGACAUUCCAAGUGGACACAUUCCAAAUUCUAUCAAUAUUCAUUAUCAGGAUUGCGUGGACAGCAGCAAGAAAGUAAUGAAGACACCUGAACAACUACAAAACAUGUUUCGAUCUUCCGGUAUUGAUCUGUCUCACCCGUUUAUUGCAACUUGUGGAUCAGGCAUAACAGCUUCGUUACUCGCAUUUGCAGCAUACACAUGUGGUCAACAACAUGUUGCUGUUUAUGACGGAUCGUGGACAGAGUGGGCACAACGAUCAAGCAAGAGAACGCACAACAGUUUGAAAGACUGAAUUUAUGCAAAUGAGAUUGUGUCAGUAUGCCGUUCAUUGAUAUCGUUGAAACACAAUUUACAUUAAUAUCAAUUAGUAGUAUCAAUAAUUUUUAUGUAUUUAAUAAAUGAUAUGCAAU